GUUAACCUGUGAGGCGAGCGCAGCGCUGUGGAGUCGGCGGCCGGAGCGCGGCUCUGAGCAUGUGCUGUUCCUGCUGCAGUGAAGGAAAAUGUGUCAGUUAGCAUUGGAGAGGAGCAUGAGGGAGGAGAGAGGGAGAGCGAGGUUAGCCGGGGCAAACACACGACGAGAAGGAACCGAUGCGGCGCUGUCCGCGUUUUGUCCCCUGUCCUCUGCAUGAGUGCGAUGAUCUGGCACAGGGGCGAUCCCGCGCGCGCUGCGGCUUCACAAUAAAACCCGUACGACAGCCAGACUUCUAAACGGAGCAAGCAGCCCUGUUACCAUGGCAACAACAAUGACCCCUGAGCCCUUGACGCCGCUUUCACGGUGGUACCUAUACGCCAUCCAUGGCUACUUCUGCGAAGUCAUGUUCACAGCAGCAUGGGAGUUCGUAGUCAACUGCAACUGGAAGUUCCCUGGUGUGACGAGUGUGUGGGCACUUUUUAUCUAUGGAACCUGCAUCCUGAUCGUUGAGCGCAUGUACCUGCGUCUGCGUGAUCGCUGUAAUGUCUUGCUUCGCUGCCUCAUCUACACCCUAUGGACAUACAUGUGGGAGUUCGGCACAGGGCUGCUGCUGAGGCAGUUCGACGCCUGCCCUUGGGACUAUUCACAGUUCAAGUACAACUUCAUGGGCCUGAUUACAGCCGAAUACGCCGUCCCCUGGUUCUGCGCAUCGUUCAUUGUGGAGCGUCUGGUCAUCCGCAACACAUUGCGGCUACGCUUUGAUGAGUUGGCCGAGCCUGGCCCGGUUGGAGGAAGUGGUGGAGGUGAAAGAGGAGGAGGAAGGAGAGGAAGAGGAGGUAGAGGAGUAGUCACCAAUGCCAAUGGCUAUGUCAAAGUGGACUGAGUGAGAGGUGUCAUGUCCCCCUCCAUCUUUAAAUAUGUAUUUGCCCAGUCUAUUCUUCUCCAGCUUUUUCCUGGGAGAGAGAUGUUAGGAUUUAGUUGGCGUGGCUGAGUGGGGAAAAAAAGAAAGAGCUACAAAAAACAAGCAUGAAAACCACAGCGAGAAUCAGGUUUGUGGUUUUAGUGCCACUCAGAGGAGAACUGCAGUCUCUAUACUAAUGCCCAAAUUCUCAUAUGCCUCAUCAGGCAUUCCCCUGCCGUCUAUUAGCCCAGAGAAAAUACAGAGGAUUUAAUUCUGUUGCUUGUAUCAUUUGCCCAUCUGUACCAUACUGUACCUCCAAGGCCAGUCCAUCCAGUGGAGAAACACUAGGACUGAUAAGAAGCAGGAAAAGAACCCGAGAACUGAUUGAUACCAUCUUGAAGUAUAAAACAAUGGACCAGAAAAUAACCAAUGCUAUAAAACUCACUAUUUUUAGCAUAUUAAAGUUAAGUGUGUAGUAGCAAAAGCAAAUAACUGUUAGGAUAAAAAAAAUUUAACUGUUGAAGUUUGUGUUAUUUAUUAAUAUUUAUCUAUAGGUAGUUAAGUAACUUAUUGUAGGCUUACACUAUGUUGUAUAUUGUGCCCGAAAGUAAUGCAUUGAACUUGAAUCUAGUGUUUUUAUACUGAAAAAAGAAUGCUUGAACAUGCAUGAGAAUAGUGUCUUCCAGAUUUUUU
This is a messenger RNA of Clarias gariepinus (North African catfish), 1594 nucleotides long. It is a transcript of the gene tmem229b, whose product is annotated as transmembrane protein 229B. The transcript is spliced from 2 exons. Lineage: Eukaryota; Metazoa; Chordata; Actinopteri; Siluriformes; Clariidae. The coding region runs from base 320 to 883 and encodes 187 amino acids. The record is from RefSeq and is a predicted model, not a curated record.